GUCUACCACCUCUCCAUUCGGGCAGCCUGUAAGAUGACUUGGCCCACAGAUCGUAUUAUAAUACAAGUGCUUGAUGAUUCAACAGAUCUCAUAACUAAGGAGCUGGUUAAUGAAGAAUGCAAUAAAUGGCAAACGAAGGGGAGGAACAUUCACUACGUGAGAAGGGAGAACAGAAAGGGAUACAAAGCGGGUGCCCUAAAAGAUGGAAUGAAGGUGGAGUAUGCACAGCUAUGUGAAUAUGUCGCCAUGUUUGAUGCAGAUUUCCAGCCGGAGCCUGAUUUCCUCAUUAAAACCAUUCCAUUCCUCAUCCACAACCCUAGGCUUGCUCUUGUUCAAGCUCGAUGGAAGUUUGUGAAUGCAGAUGAAUGCAUGAUGACAAGGAUGCAAGAGAUGUCUAUGGAUUACCACUUUAAGGUGGAGCAGCAAGCAGGAUCAACCUCUUGCAAGUUCUUUGGUUACAAUG
Messenger RNA from Phalaenopsis equestris, 463 nucleotides. RefSeq names its product probable mannan synthase 6. Gene Ontology annotation, molecular function: mannan synthase activity. The record is from RefSeq and is a predicted model, not a curated record. NCBI's taxonomy places the organism in Eukaryota, Viridiplantae, Streptophyta, Magnoliopsida, Asparagales, Orchidaceae. The transcript has 3 exons. The annotation marks the transcript as partial. Gene Ontology annotation, cellular component: Golgi apparatus.